AUGUAUCUGAACCAUCAGCAACCGUCAUCGACCAUGUUAAAAUACACGAUAGCCAGUGACGAGGGAUCGUUUUCCCCCGCACACCGGCCUGACAAUCCCGAAACUUAUAAUAUCAAAGAGUCCUUGGAAACUAGUGCCAACCCAAGAACACGUGCUAAAAUGGUUAUGAAAAAACGUGCCAAACAUGUUCAAAAGCGGGCUAGUGAGUAUGCCAUGCUUCCUCCAAUCAACGGACCUCACAACUACCGGAAGGAGAUAGCAACGCCGUAUAUCAACAAUGCCACGUCGACACACGAGGCGCUGGAAACGCCGUAUACAAACGCACUCGGGAUUUCCCGCCUCCAUGACGUAACGACUCCCUACAUUAUGAACACGCACAUAUCUAAGAUGGACGGCAUGUCUCCACUUCCUUGCCGGGAAUAUACUCUUGCUGGGAAGGAACAUUUCACAAAAAUGGGAAGUCUCGCUCACGGGGGCACUAAUAUCGUGGAAGUCUCGCACAUGAGACAAGACUCGUUUGCACACGAGACUAUCACGAAGCUCCAGUCAUCCUCGCCAUAUAUAGAACGGAAGUCAAGAUAUGAUAGGAAACCUAAUAAAUAUAUUUCGGAAAAAUCAGACUUAGAUCGAAAUAAUUCCAAAUUACAUAUACAAAGUAAUCAAAUCGGAUUAAUAGACCGAACAGAAAGACAUCGGGCGCGUGUUAUUCAUGGUAACGAACCAUUCUCCAUUCGGAAGAAAAUUGAACAGUUUCGCCGCUGGCAUGAAGAACAAUAUAAAGAGAAACUAAAAAAGUUGAAAGACGAAAUUGACAAUCAAUUUGAGGCUGAGCAACGAAAAAUGACCAAAUCUACCUUAAAGUCGAACAGGACGAAACACAGGGAGGAAAAUGUAAACAAGAAUAAAUCGGAUCCGAAAAUUGAGAAUGAGUCCGAGGACAGAGGGAAAGAAAACAAAACAACGACAAAAGAUAGCAGUAAAAGCCCGGACGACGGACAUACAUCGGGGCAUGCGCAUAACGACAAACAACAAAUGGAAGUUGAGGAAGUUGGUAGUGGAGAUGUUGUCAAUGAUAACACCGGAUCCGAACACACCUGGCAUACUUGGCGAGACGUGAACGAAUCGUAUGCUUACAAUGACGUCACCAAAUAUAUCGAGGAUAAUGAACUUAUGACUGUAGAAAAGUUAGAUUGGAUUAAAAACUGGAUAGUUGAUGUAGAGAAGGCUCUUGGCGAAGCCGAUGAUGACGAUGACAUUUUGUGA
Ylistrum balloti is the source of this 1263-nucleotide messenger RNA. RefSeq lists its product as uncharacterized. NCBI's taxonomy places the organism in Eukaryota, Metazoa, Mollusca, Bivalvia, Pectinida, Pectinidae. The transcript has a single exon. Bases 1 to 1263 code for a protein of 420 amino acids. The record is from RefSeq and is a predicted model, not a curated record.